Manihot esculenta (cassava) is the source of this 1619-nucleotide messenger RNA. Its product is annotated as polyadenylate-binding protein RBP45C-like. Lineage: Eukaryota; Viridiplantae; Streptophyta; Magnoliopsida; Malpighiales; Euphorbiaceae. The transcript has 7 exons. The record is from RefSeq and is a predicted model, not a curated record. Gene Ontology annotation, molecular function: mRNA binding. The coding region runs from base 141 to 1358 and encodes 405 amino acids. Gene Ontology annotation, cellular component: cytosol.
AGACGAAUCUCCAUUUCCCUUCCUUCGUCGGGAUUAGGAAUUGUACCUCCACUCCCUUUCUCGCCGGCUUUCGAUUUUCCAGAUCCGGCACUCCAUAAUUCCGAUUAACCUUUUCUUCCCUUUAAAACGCUAUUCUCAAUAUGAUGCAACAGCCGGGAUCCGGAGUAGCCCCUCAGCAGAUGCCUGCUGAUCAGCAGUACCAACAACAGCCCCCGCAGCAGUGGAUGAUGAUGCAGCAGCAACAGCAGCCUGUUCCACCUCCUUCUGGUUGGACACCGCCACCUGUACCUCCCCCUUCUCAGUAUGGUGUUCCUCAGCCGGUUGCGCAGGGUGCUGCCAGUGCAGAUUCUUCCGAGAUCCGAUCGUUGUGGAUUGGAGACUUGCAGCAGUGGAUGGACGAAAAUUAUGUCUUCAGCAUCUUCGCCAGUACCGGGGAGGUUGUUUCUGCUAAGGUCAUUAGGAAUAAGCAGACAGGCCUCCCAGAGGGUUAUGGUUUCAUUGAGUUUGUUUCUCAAGCAGCAGCAGAGAGGACCUUGCAGACAUAUAAUGGGACACUAAUGCCAAAUAGUGAGCAGAAUUUCAGGCUUAAUUGGGCUACUCUUUCUGCCGGUGAGAGGCGGCAAGACGACGGCCCUGAUUAUACUAUUUUUGUUGGAGACUUGGCUACUGAUGUCAAUGAUUACCUAUUGCAAGAAACAUUUAGAAAUGUUUACACAUCUGUGAAAGGUGCAAAAAUCGUCACUGAUAGGGUCACUGGACGCUCCAAGGGCUAUGGGUUCGUGAGGUUUGCUGAUGAAAAUGAGCAAAGGCGCGCCAUGGUUGAAAUGAAUGGACAGUACUGUUCUACUAGGCCCAUGCGGAUUGGUCCAGCUGCUACAAAAAAACCUGUGACUCAGCAAUUUCAGAAAGCUUCUUUUCAGAAUACUCAAGGAAAUCAGGGCGAGAAUGAUCCAAAUAAUACAACUAUAUUUGUUGGGGCCUUAGAUCCAAGUGUUUCAGAUGACCAUUUGAGACAAGUGUUCAGUAAAUAUGGUGAGCUAGUACAUGUGAAAAUACCCGCUGGCAAGCGAUGUGGAUUUGUUCAGUUUGCUAACAGGGCUUGUGCUGAACAAGCAUUAUUGAUGUUGAAUGGAACCCAGUUAGCAGGGCAAAGUAUUCGGCUUUCAUGGGGGCGCAGUCCUUCAAACAAACAGGCACAGCCAGAUCAAAGUCAAUGGAAUGGAGGAUAUUAUGGAUAUGCACAAGGAUAUGAUGCAUAUGGAUAUGCAUCUUCCCAAGACCCUAACAUGUAUUAUGGUGGCUAUCCUGGAUACGGAAACUACCAGCAACCAGCAACUUUCCAACAGCCACAGCAGUGAUGUUGCUGUGGUGGAUGUAGACAAAGUUGGCCCUAAUCCUCGGCAGCAGUUCGCGUUCCGCAGACCAUUGUACAAUGCUUGAUGUUUGGAAGUAGGCUUUUGACCUAUUUUGUAGUGAUAUAGUGAUUAUUAGUGUGUUUGUUUUGGGUGUGCAUCACGACAUACGAUGCAUGUUGAAAUUGUCAGAUAUUGCUUUUAUGUUGUGUCCAGUACAACUUCUUACUUUCAAUUUAUUAUGGUAUUGCUUGUGCUUCCUGUGGA